CCCCCCCCCAUCUAUCUUCGACCAGUCGAGCCAGGAGUUCACGUACCCGGCUAUCCCCUGCCCUCUCAGUCAUGCUCCUCUGCGCCCUUUCCAACGAGCUGCCCGAGUCGCCCGUCCUCUCGCCCAAGAGCAAUGCCGUCUUCGAGCGCCGCCUCAUUGAGAAGUACAUCGCCGACCGCGGGACUGACCCGGUCAAUGGCGAGCCCCUGACCGUCGAUGAGCUGAUCGACAUCAAGCAGGAUGGCCCGAUUCGCGCGCGUCCGCCCACCGCCUCCAGCAUCCCCGGCAUGCUGUCCAUGUUCCAAAAUGAGUGGGACGCCGUGGUCCUGGAGACGUAUCAGCUGAAGCAGCAGCUGUCCAAGGUCCGGCUGGAGCUUUCGCACACCCUCUACCAGCACGAGGCCGCCUGCCGGGUGAUCGCCCGGCUGAACAAGGAGAAUGCCCAGCUGCGGGCGCAGCUCGGCCGUGUGGACGCCCCCGGCGCCCGGGCCGCCGACUCCAUGGACGUCGACCCGAAGCCUGCCGCCGCCGCCGCCACCACCACCGGGCCCCUGGCCGGGGAGCUGGUCCAGCGCAUGGAGGCCCUGUCGGCCGCGGCGCUGGAGGACCGCCGCGCGCGCAAGACUCCGGCCACCCUGGCCUCGGCCGAGGGCCUGCAGAGCCUGCACGAGUCCUGGACCGCCACCGUCGGCGAGCUGAGGACCGUGGCCAUCAGCGCCCUGGACGACCUGGUGCUUGCCGGCUCGCGCGAUGGCACGGCCACCCUCUUUGCCCAGGGCGGCGCUUCGCUGCAGAACCUCACCGGGCACAAGGGCCGGCUGACGGCGGCCACCUUUGCCCCGGGGCCCGUCCAGGGGGCCGGUCGCCCCACCAUUUUGACCGCCUCCCAUGACCGCACCGUGCGCGUGUGGGCCGACGAGGCUGACACCGGGUACAAGACCCGGGCCGUGGUCGAGUGCCACACCGGCCCGGUCACCAGUGCGGCCUUCCACCCGCUGGACGGGACCCUUGCCCUGACCACCUCGCUGGACGCCACCUGGGCCUUCCUGGACGUGACCACCGGCCGGACCCUCCACCAGCAGGCGUGCCCGGUGUCCAAGAACGGCAUCAUCGCCGCCGACAUCCACCCCGAUGGCCUGAUCUUUGGCUCGUGCGCCGGCGACAGCCAGAUCCUCAUCUGGGACCUGCGCUCGGCCGCCAACAUCGCGUCGCUCAGCUCGCCCGACGCGGCCGGUGCCAACAUCGACUCCCUCACCUUCAGCCAGAACGGCUACUACCUGUCCUCCAUCGGCCGGGACAACACCCUGCGCCUGUGGGACCUGCGCAAGAGCCAGCUCGUGGACAGCGUUGUCCUGGACUGGGCCCCGACCAGCUCGACCAUCGACGCCUCCGGUACCUACCUGACUGUCGGCGGCGAGGGCGGUGUCAGCAUCUUCCGCACGCGCAAGCUCAAGCCCGUUUGCAACGUCCCCGGCCUGACCUCCGUGGCGUCGGUGGCCUUCGGCAAGGACGCCCGUACCAUCGUCGUCGGUGGGGAUUCCAUGCUGCGCGUGUUCUCCGUGCCGGAGUAAGUGAGCCGUCGCCCCUGCCUGGGGGAUGCGGCCCUGGCCGGCAUUUCCCUCUCCUCUGCUCGUCUGCCCACACACAAACACACACACACACA
Fonticula alba is the source of this 1663-nucleotide messenger RNA. RefSeq lists its product as hypothetical. Gene Ontology annotation, cellular component: U2-type catalytic step 1 spliceosome; Prp19 complex; cytoplasm. The transcript is spliced from 5 exons. NCBI's taxonomy places the organism in Eukaryota, Rotosphaerida, Fonticulaceae. The record is from RefSeq and is a predicted model, not a curated record. Gene Ontology annotation, biological process: mRNA splicing, via spliceosome; DNA repair; protein ubiquitination. The coding region runs from base 72 to 1571 and encodes 499 amino acids. Gene Ontology annotation, molecular function: ubiquitin protein ligase activity; protein binding.